AAGGUCGAGAGGGGAGGUGAACAAGGUGGUAAUUAAGGAGGAGAAUAAUGAACAGGCUUUUGCACAGAAGAGAGGAUGGCCAUAUAGCAGACAACAGGGGAUAAAACACAUCUGCUUCUGACUAGCUGUAAACGAUAAGAGAGAAGCAGAGAGACUAUUGUAAGUCCUCCUGCAGGAUCACUGUGGCCUUGAGUGAUGAAAAGCACGGAGGAGGAAGCCAGCUUUUUCCCUGAACACGACUGCCAGAGCUCCACUGCACCACCAGCCUCAAGCGAGACUAAAAGCACUGCCAGGGUAACAGCCACUCUGGGGGGAACAGCCUCUGGGUUCACUACUCUCCUGGGAAACAGUGUUGUGCUCUCCACACUCAUCCACAGACAGACAGAAAGCCGAGGAGCAAGUAUCAAGAGCCACAAUGACGGAACCGACGUCUAAAAAACAAGGAUUUAAAAAGUGUCGGAGUGCCACUUUCAGCAUUGAUGGCUUCAGCUUCACCAUUGUUGCCAAUGAGGCUGGAGACAGCAAGCGUCGUCCACUCGCCCGCUUUACACGAUCUCGGUCCCAAAAUGCGUUAUGCACUCCUGUCACGGCGCAUGCCGGCAUCAGUGAACACAAAGGAAUUCCGUUCGAUCCACGCAGCUCUGAAGAGAUCCUGGCUGAUGAGAUGCCAAUCCCUGAUGCCCCCGACGCCAUGGAGAAGACUGCUAUCAGGUUGCGAUGUCUUGUUAAGCAGCUGGAGAGGGGAGUAGCCUCUGUGGGGGAGCUUAAGAAGAACCUGGAGUAUGCUGCCUCAGUCCUUGAAACUCUAUACAUUGAGGAAACAAGACGGCUGGUGGAGCCAGAGGAUGAGCUGAGUGAUAUCCAGUCAGACUCGGUGCCAUCGGAGGUCCGUGACUGGCUGGCGUCCACUUUCACCCGGCAGAGAGCUCUGAUGCGCCGUAAUGAAGACAAGCCGCGCUUCCGCAGCAUCGUCCAUGCAGUGCAGGCUGGCAUCUUUGUGGAAAGGAUGUACAGAAGAACUUCAAACAUGGCUGGUCUCAGUUAUCCCCCAAAUGUCAUCACUGUACUCAAGGAUGUGGACAUGUGGUCCUUUGACGUUUUUGCACUGAAUGUCGCGAGUGGAGACCAUGCUCUGAAAUUCGUCUUCUAUGAACUCCUCACAAGAUACGACUUAAUCAAUCGGUUCAAGGUCCCUAUUUCUGCUCUCAUAUCUUUUGCGGACUCCUUGGAGGUGGGUUACAGCAAACACAAGAACCCCUACCACAACCUGAUGCAUGCUGCUGAUGUCACACAGACCAUCCAUUACCUGCUUCUCAAGACUGGUAUGGUGCACUGGCUCACUGAGCUGGAGAUCUUUGCGAUCAUUUUUGCAGCUGCCAUCCAUGACUUUGAUCAUACGGGGACCACCAAUAACUUUCACAUUCAGACCAGGUCCAACACAGCCAUGUUGUACAAUGACCGAGCUGUUCUAGAGAACCACCAUGUGAGCGCGGCCUAUCGUCUCCUUCAAGACGAUGAAGAAAUGAACAUCCUCUCUAAUCUUUCUAAAGAUGACUGGAGAGAACUGCGGGCUCUGGUGGUGGAGAUGGUUUUGGCCACUGACAUGUCUUGUCACUUCCAGCAGAUCAAAGCCAUGAAAAGCCUCCUGCAGCAGCCUGAAGCGAUUGACAAACCAAAGGCCUUAUCUCUUCUGCUGCACACUGCUGAUAUCAGCCACCCGGCCAAACGCUGGGCGCUUCAUCACUCCUGGACCUCAUCCCUGCUGGAGGAGUUCUUCAGACAGGGCGACAAAGAAGCAGAGCUGGGUCUACCUUUCUCCCCUCUCUGUGACCGCAAAUCCACCAUGGUUGCCCAGUCCCAGAUCGGGUUCAUUGACUUCAUUGUGGAGCCAACUUUUACAGUGUUGACAGAAAUGACUGAGAAGAUUGUGACACCGCUCAUUGAUGAGGCGUCUCGCUCUGGACUAGCUGGAUACAGUGACAUCAAUAUUAAUGGCAGCGAUGGAAAGACCUCCAGUGUGAAGAGUACAGGCUCAGAGGGCUGCUGCUCUUUGGCCUCAGUGGACUUCAAGAGCUUCAAGGUCACGUGGAACAAAGAGAUUCGUCACAACAGGGAGACUUGGAAGACACAGGCAGCCAAAGGUAGGCACACUGACUUCUUCAAAUCUCUCAGUAAAAUAAGUUUGGCUGUGGUGUUUGGGUGAUUUCCGGGGUUGCUGGCCUCCAGCGGACACUCGACAAACUGCAGGAUUUUGCUCUUCUGCAUUGGAUUCAGUUUUCAACACCAGAGGUUGCCGUUGGCAACUAGUUGUUUUUAUAGUGUGCAAAUAGCUUCGUCAUAUGUAUAGACUCCAUUUGUUUGUCAAUAAGCAGCAACUUACAUUUGGCCCCUGUACAUCUACUUCCUUUUCUGGCUGUUUUCUUAUUUGGUGUGUGCUUAUUA
Molecule: messenger RNA, 2442 nt
Organism: Labrus mixtus (cuckoo wrasse)
Lineage: Eukaryota; Metazoa; Chordata; Actinopteri; Labriformes; Labridae
Product: dual specificity calcium/calmodulin-dependent 3',5'-cyclic nucleotide phosphodiesterase 1C-like
Exons: 15
Coding region: 416-2203 (595 amino acids)
Biological process (GO): signal transduction
Molecular function (GO): 3',5'-cyclic-nucleotide phosphodiesterase activity
Source: RefSeq, a predicted model, not a curated record